Molecule: messenger RNA, 3126 nt
Organism: Torulaspora globosa
Lineage: Eukaryota; Fungi; Ascomycota; Saccharomycetes; Saccharomycetales; Saccharomycetaceae
Gene: RGR1
Product: Rgr1p
Exons: 1
Coding region: 1-3126 (1041 amino acids)
Biological process (GO): regulation of transcription by RNA polymerase II
Cellular component (GO): core mediator complex; mediator complex
Molecular function (GO): transcription coregulator activity
Source: RefSeq, a predicted model, not a curated record
AUGACCACUGAGAUGGAUUCUGCUGCUGGGCUGCCCAAUGGAAAUGGAGCAUCUGGCGUGUGUGAGGAUGCUACCGCUCUUAAACGUGCGGCGUCUCCAAAGCGAGGACAUGGCAAUAGGGAAUUUCAUGAAGUAGCGAACAAAGGCCAAGAAUCCACCAGCAGGAGCCUACAUACGUUACAAACGCCGGAAUCGGGUACCAGGAAGGAGUCGAAGUCUGCACCAGCAACACCGCCUUCUAUACCGCAUGUGGAGAUCAAUCAAGUGUCGCUUGCGACGCUGAUCCGGAAUCUGACGGUAUUCACUGUGAAGGAGAUUUCACAGUUUAUGAAAACUAAUGUACACGUUAAUCCACAGGAGCCGUCGUCGAUGAAGAAAUUCCGAUUUUUGCAAUUAAUAAUCUUCGUCAGAAACCAAUUUUUGAAACUGUAUGUGCUAGUUAAGUGGUGCCGCACAAUCAAGAACAAUAACUUUCACACCAUGAUCGAUCUAUUGAACUGGUUCAGGAUCACUAAUGCUACAGUCAACAACUGCAUAUGGGCCCUUAAGAAUAAUGUUACUGCUAUGGCGAAUGCAAAACUCCCCAACGCUGAUCUGUCAACAGCUUUGGAAGUGCUCAGUCUGGGGAGAACAAACUUGCCGAUGCACAACUUCAAAGUGGGCAGCGAUGGAGAAGCAGAAACAGCGCCCGGCGGCAUGCUGAAAAUUCCCUCGAAACUGGCUUUGCGUAGGCUGAAAGACCUUAACACAGCAGUGCGCUUGAAGAUGGCAUUGGUCGAGCUACCUACUCAAUUUCAAAAUUAUAAUAUAAAAAAUGGAAGGGUAUACAUUACCGUGGCAGAUGAAUUUGAAAUCCAACUAGCAACGAUAGACUGUCAUGCCCCAUUGUUCUUUGUGGAUUUGCAAUUUCUUUUCGCGGAUCGCAAUCUAGCACUGAAUAAACUACGAAUCGAGAAGGUCAUUAACGAAAUUCUAUUCAAGAGCAGCAAGCCCAUGAUGUCUCUCUAUAAUUUUUUGCACAAGUACGUGCUCACAUUACAACUUUACAUGGUACAUUCAGAGCUUUCAGACCUAGAAAGUGGAGGUAAAUUUUCUGGCGGAAACUUGGUUCAUAGGUACGAUUCAAAGAAAAGCAUCAUAUCUGUCAAAUACUGGCUUCACAGCAAAAUGGGAGAAAAAGCAAAGAUUACCAUUGGCGUUGAAAAAUCAAGCGAGAGCUUGGUUUUGAAGUGGGACAACCGCCUUGCGGCGGAUUCUGGGAUGCCUGUUGUGUAUCACAACGUCGUGAAGGAUCUGGAAUCGAUACUAGACGAGAUUAUGUUCAACCACUCCUAUUUGAUAAGAGCUGAUCUGCUCGCCAAAGGUGUGUUCCAGGAAGACGAAGAGAAUUCGGAUGUUCUUCUUUUUCAAAUGCCUGCCACAUGUCUCUCUGUAGCACCGAUUCAACUGAAAAUUGAUACUGUUAGCGGCGUCUUUUAUUUCAGAAAUCCGACACCUCUUCUUUUGAGAUAUGUGAACCAGAUCAAUCGAGCCGAAAAUGCGGAGGAACUGACAGCUGUUUUGCAAAAGCUGAAGCUGGAAAAAAUCACACACAUUCUGCGCAAUAUGUUUGAGAAGACCGGCUGGACUUGCAGUCGAGUCGUAAAAUUAGACCGGCCGAUUGAAUCCCAAACUACACACAUGGAUUCUAAUGACUCACUCCUACAGGAUGAUCUCUUCAUAUGUUUACCAAAUUGGCUGGCUAACUGGUAUCUUAUACUUACGGUUAUAUCAUCUAAUACAUCAUGCGUGGUUGAAAAACGAAUUGGUAAAGUAAUAUCCAACAAAGGAAAGUGGCAAUUGACUUACUUAGGCAAAUCAAGCGUGACCACUGCGAAACUCGAAACAAUCACUUACCAAAAGCUGCUCCAUCUACAAAAGACAAUAUUCCAUAAGAUUGUGAACCAUAUGAUCAUAGAUUCUUUGAAUCAAUUAAAAAUUCGGAACAAAAUAUGUGCCAGCGAGUUCGUAUCUUCUUCGCUGCCCCCCUACAUCGCCGAAGGCAGCACUACAGGCGACGGUGAGCUCUGUAUCUCAAUCAUUGCGCUCGAAUUAGAGUCAUUCUUGGAAGGUUCGAAAGCCCUGAACAGCAUAUUAGAGAGCUCUAUGUUCAUGAAAAUCGAUUAUUCAAGCUCGCAAAUAAAACUGUUUGGUAAAUUCAAGCGCGACACUAAGAUGAUCAAGUGCGAAUGUGAUGAGCUACUAAUACACUUUGUACCUCAAGACUCAUUAGCCUUUUACCUUUGUGAGAGCUUCACCAAUUUGAACGUCAUAGCACAAUAUCUAACCAAGUUUAGACAAAAGUUAAUGCAGCUCGUGGUGUUGACAGAUGUCGUAGAAAGACUACACAAAAAUUUUGCAUCAGAGGACUUCAAGAUUGUAGCACUGAAACCGAACGAGAUAUCUUUCAAAUACCUGAAGAAUAGCGACGACACCCAAGACUGUACUAUUAGCAUUAUAACUAACGACCAAACUGUGGAAAACCUGACAGUGCAACUUUCGCCUUCCAACCCGCAGCACAUCAUUCAACCAUUCAUAGACAGUGGCCAUCUGGAUUACCAUUUCAUCUUCGACUACCUGCAAUUUACUUCUUCUCUCUUUAAUGUCCUGAAGAACAUUCUCAUCGAGAACCAGAGCCGCGGCGAGAGCUACACGACAGUUGAUCUUGGGCUUCACAACCUAUGCGAAUGCCAACUCCUCUACCAUAAUCCUGAAGUGGGAACCAAGAUAACCCUCAUUAUAGAGCUCAAGAAUGUAUCUCACAACGGGAGGAGCAAAAGCCAGUUUUACAUACAUUUCUCAGAAGAUGAACACAUAUCGACAAAAUCACUGGCAUAUCCAUUAGUGCACAGGGUCCGAAACCAAGUUUUCAUGCUGGAGAGCAAGGACAGCAACUCAUCCAAGAUCGCACAAAAGUAUCCCAACGCGGUCAAACUAGUGGAAGGCAUUUCCUGCGAUUCGGCGGACGUAGAGCCGAUUUUGCUGGAGAUUCACAGCAUUCUAAAAACAGAUAGCAAUAUUGCAGUCGAAGCAACAGAUGGCAUAUCUUCGGCCGCGUCCGCCUCAAUCCCAGCCACAACUUUAUGA